This is a messenger RNA of Motacilla alba alba, 8584 nucleotides long. It is a transcript of the gene NOL4L, whose product is annotated as nucleolar protein 4 like. The record is from RefSeq and is a predicted model, not a curated record. Lineage: Eukaryota; Metazoa; Chordata; Aves; Passeriformes; Motacillidae. Bases 2384 to 3667 code for a protein of 427 amino acids. The transcript has 8 exons.
AGUAACAGCAGCACUGGUUUGUUAUGGUGUACUUUUUUUUAAUGUGUAAUCUCGUAAGGCACUUACCCCUGUUCCUGACAACUCGAUAAAUUAUUAUUACCAAUUCUAUAUCUAAUUGCCAGUUAUUUCCCCCUAGACAAUUUGAAUCCGAAAAGUACCCACUAGAAAGGCGCUUGGUGGGCUGUUUCCCAGAGCCUCCCUGGCUGUUUCUGGAGGCAGCCCCUCUUCCGCUGGUGAGCCCCACUUCUGCCAGCCUCGUGACCCCGUGCACUGGCACGAACAAUUGCAUUUCUGUCGGGCUCAUGACCCCACUUGUAACAGCGGUGACCCCCCUUGGGGUCAGGACCCCUCUCCUGCGCAGGGAACAGCUCCUGCCCAGCAGCUCUUGCUGAGUGUCUCUGCCUCCCUCACUCCCUGUGUGGACCCGGCUGUUGCACACUAAGUUUGCCGAUGUGAAAUUUAGGUUAAUCCAUUUCCAAAGUGGAUUAAGCUAACCCACACAAAGGCACUUAGUAUAAAAUAAGAGUGUCCACAUGGUGAGGCAGCACGGAAUAGUGACUGUGCUUCAAACUCGCAUCCUGGCCACUUUGUGUCCUGCAAGCUCACCAAAUGGAGGGACAGGCACUCUGCUCCCAGGGGAUGUGCUCUCUCAAAUGGCUUUAAGCUGGUCUAGCUUGAAGCCAAAGGAAGUGCAAGGAGUAAACAAAGCCCAGCAAUGGGAAGGGGUUAAAGCCCGCUCUGCUGAGGUUCUCAGCAAGGCUCCUGUUCACCUUAAAUGGUCAGGAUUUUAUUUUAGCUUUAGGGAGGAGCAGCAGCCAUGGAGCUGGAAGAGAGUGCAGAGAAGUCCCUGCAGCUGGGGGCUCGCAGCCCACUGGCCUCCCAGCCAUCCGGCUCCUGUGGAAGGCCCCCAGGACUCCCGUGCUUGCGUUUCAGCCUCUGGCUCCAUGAGCAGCCUGGAGAAGAUGGAAAUGUAGUAGUGAGUGAUGCCCAUUUUCACCUCUGGCCUCAGAUCUUCCUAAGCCACCCUUUUCCCUUGCCUCUUCCCUGGCAGUGAGGUGGUUAAUGCUGGAACAGAUAACAUCACAACUGGACAUUCCCACUAACAAGCCAUAAACCCAAACCUGGCAGUUCCCAUCCUGGCUCUGGCACCAUUUCUGGUACCAGCCUAUUGCAGGCUCGACACUGAGCUGCUACACUUGGUUUAUUUCAUAAACCAUUUCCUUUGUAACCAUUAAAUAGUGAAGCAUGAGGUGGGCUGGGGAGGGGGAUGCUGCAAUGCUGGCGCCCAUCACUGUGGUGGGGAUCACCAUCCCAUCAUGGUGAUCCCAAACUAAGGUACAGCUCAUUGACCCACUGACCUCGGAGCCCAGCCUGGCAGCGGGUCCCAGCCUGGGGGAUGCCGAGACCCCCAGCGCUGCCCUGCCAGAGCUGGGGCGCAGCAUCCCCAUCCUCCCUGGGAUCUGGCAGCCCAGAUCUGCCCUGCCCAGAGCUGUGCUGGGCAAGCCGCUGGUUUCCCAACAGCCCUGCUCCAGCGUUCAGAGGCUGCGGCGGUGGCUGAUGGUGCUGCCGGCAGCGCGGGGUCCCUCUGCUCCCGCGGAGCGAGGGAGAAUCCUCGGGAACAAAAGGAUUCGGCACCGCGGCACCCACCGCGCGGGGAAGGGGCUGCGGGACGCACCGCGCCCGGGGCUCGCGGCAGGGGCCCCGCACUUGCAGCCGCACACGGGCGGACCCAGGGACGGAGCUCCCGGGGCCGCACCGAGCCGGGCGGGCACAGGGUCCCCGGGCCGGGCCGUGACGGGCGGCAGCCCCCGGUGCUGUGCCGAGCGGAGGGUCCCCGGAUCGGCUGCAGCCCCCCGGGCCGUGCUGAGCGGAGGAUGCCCGGGCGGGUAGCGGCCCUCCCGGCCGAUCCGAACCCAUCCGUACCGUGCCCCGGCCGCGCAUUCUCGCGCUCUCCAGCAGGCGCCCGGCCCUGGACAUUGUCUCCUCCCGGGGAAGGGCCCUCCCGGCCCUCCACAAUGUGCUCUUCCAGGCGCGGCUCCGCGCCCCCCGCCGCGCCCGGCCCGGUGCGCCCGCCCCCCGCGGCCCCGCUCCCCUUCCCCCGCCGCCCCCGCCCCCUCCGCCCGCGGCCGGGCCCCGCUCGCCCCCCUCCGCCUCCCCGGCCCCCCCCCGGGAGCCGGGAGUGACGCGCUCCGCAGCGCCGGCCCCUCUCCCCGGGCAGCAGCUGGCUGUCAGCCUCUCCGGAGCGCCGCCAGCCCGGGCCCCCUCCCUCCGUCCCUCCGUCCCUCCGCCCCGCGCUCCCCGCCGCGCCGCCGGGCUGGCGCAGGCCGGCAGGCCCCGGGCUCCGCUCCAGGAUGAGACGUCGGUGAGCAGCGAGGACUUUGAUAUGAACGACUCCACAUGGAUCUCAGCUGACCAGCACCUGAACUCCAGCCUGAGCCCCAGCCAGGACGAGAGCAUGCGCAGCCCGCAGAACCUGCACGGCCAUGAGGACGAUGACUCCUCGUCAGAGAGCUGCAGCGGGAAUGGCUCCUCCACCCUGAACCCCUCCACCUCCAGCAGCACGCAGGGCGACAGCGCCUUCCCCGAAAUGAACGGCAAUGGCACCGCAGCCCCCAUGGACUUCACCGCCUCUGCUGACGACCAGCCCAUCAACCUCUGCGACAAGCUCACGCCUGCCCACAUCACCCCUUCCUACCAGUCUGACAGCUGCAGUGCUGAUGGGCUGCGCAGCAGGGUGAAGUACGGGGUGAAGACCACAGCAGAGUCCCCGCCAUACAGCUCUGGCAGCUAUGACUCCAUCAAGACAGAGGUGAGCGGCUGCCCCGAGGACCUGACUGUCGGCAGGGCCCCCACAGCUGAUGAAGAUGACGAUGACCACGAUGACCACGAAGACAAUGAUAAGAUCAAUGACUCAGAGGGGAUGGACCCGGAGAGGCUAAAGGCCUUCAAUAUGUUCGUGCGCCUUUUUGUGGACGAGAACCUGGACAGGAUGGUUCCUAUCUCCAAGCAGCCCAAGGAGAAGAUCCAGGCCAUCAUCGAGUCCUGCAGCCGGCAGUUCCCCGAGUUCCAGGAGCGGGCGCGCAAGCGCAUCCGCACCUACCUCAAGUCCUGCCGUCGCAUGAAGAAGAACGGGAUGGAGAUGACCAGGCCCACGCCGCCUCACCUGACCUCAGCCAUGGCAGAGAACAUCCUGGCCGCCGCCUGCGAGAGCGAAACGCGGAAAGCAGCCAAGAGGAUGCGGCUGGAGAUCUACCAGACCUCCCAGGAUGAACCGAUCGCUCUAGACAAGCAGCACUCCAGAGACUCCACAGCCAUCACCCACUCCUCCUACUCACUGCCAGCUUCAUCUUACUCCCAAGACCCAGUCUACAUCAAUGGAAGCCUGAACUACAGCUACCGUGGCUACGGGUCCCUGGGGGGCAGCCUGCAGCCCCCCGCAUCCCUCCAGACGGGCAACCACAGUAAUGGUCCGACCGACCUCAGCAUGAAAGGUGGGGCCUCCAGCACAGCCCCGUCCAACAGCACCAGCCGGGGCAUGCAGGCGGCGCAGCUCAGCCCCACGGAGAUCAGCGCCGUGCGGCAGCUCAUCGCCGGAUACCGGGAGUCGGCGGCGUUCCUGCUCCGCUCUGCAGACGAACUGGAAAACCUCAUUUUACAGCAGAACUGACUCCCCGUGUCUGCAUCGCUCCUCGGUCGACAAGACAAUUUAUACCUGCUAGAAAGAGGCUCCCGGCGGUGUCCUGCUCAGGAUCGCCAUCGUCCUCCUGCCACGUGGUGGGCACAUGUAGUUUUAGAAGGUGGGAUCCAAAAGACCUGUUUUCUUUUACACUCCGAGCACCUGGGACUUCAGGCACAAGGACACGUUUUGGAACCGUACCAACACCCCGUGCCUCCGGCCGACCAGAAGCCAACCCUGCAGCUUGGAAGGAUGUGGGACUGUGAAGGGCAGAAGGGAGCCUGGGGAGGUUUGGGGCUGCAGAUGUAUUUAGAAUAACCUUUGUGGACCCAAAUGUUAGAUUCCCAUCCCUGGAUAAUUUCCAAGUCUUAGGUGAGCUGAAUCACAUAUUUAUUGAGAAAUGGACCCUCCUCUCCCCUUAGUAAUUUAUUUUUCUGAAAAUGGAUUCUUUUGAGUUUGUACAGAUUGCCAGUUUUUUGUCUGUCUGAUCAGAAGGAAUUUAUUCCUGUGAAAUAACACAUUCCAUAUCACUACACUAAUUUCCAGGCAGCUCUGCCUGUUUCUCUGGUGAACCCUUGUCCCACAGGGAGCAAGUUUGCCAUCCAGCCCUUGACAUCGAGGCUGCUCAGCCUCCAGUGAGCGUAGGUGGGAGCUGAACAGCAGCGCAAGCGUCCUGCUUGGGCCUUUGUUCUAAGAGGUCCCGUAGCAGCAGUGGGGUCUGAACCUCCCGCAGAGACUCGGCAAGCUCAGCAGACCUCCGGCUGGAAGGACAUCUCGCACUCAUUAAAGUCAUUGCAGAUAAGAGAAGGAAGGAAGAAAGGAAGGAGAUGCCUGAGAAACACUGUCGUGCGGUCACCAUCCGUACUCUACCUCACACUCCAUUGUGGGCUUCUUCCAGGACUGGCAGCGCCGGUCCUGGGGGUGGGUGAGUGUUGCAGACACGGGGAUCGUGCCGAGGAGGCUGGAACCUCCGGCUGGGUCCUGCUGCCCGGCCGUGCGCUCCGCUCCGUCUGCAGCCAGCCCGGGAGCGGGGAUGAAGCGCCCGGGGCCGCGGGCUGGGAGGCAGGGCAGCCCCAGGGCUCGCCCCAGAGGUGGGCUGGAGUGGUGACCGCCCGCUCCUGCGGGAGAGACGGGCAGCAUCGAGCAGCAGAACUGACUAAGUCCUCUCCGGGGCCCAGGAUCCUUCCCCCUCCCUGCUCACAGUCCUGGAACAAGCCCACAGUUCCCAAAGUGUGGAAGAACCGUAGUCCAGUGACCAUUCUGCCCUGUUUCCACCCCCUCACAACGAUGCACUUCGUUUUGCUCAGUGCAAUACCUACUGCCAGUGCUGCUAACCCAGGGACCUCGCUCCGGCCAGGGGUGCUGAGCCCAGCCCAGCAAUGCAACGUGCUCUGGAGCUGUGCAGAGACCAGCGAGGGUCCCUCUGCUCCCUGUCCCCCGCAGCCCCCCCACUUGGCUGAAGUCCACACCAUGAGAUAGAAAUUUGAUAAGUGUAAAGCUGUUUUGUAGGUAGGAACUUUCUUGGUUUGGAGCCAGUUUUUAUCUUAUUUUUUGGCCACCCAGAGCCGGCGGCCGGGGGCUGCUGCUCCAGGGGCCAGCGCUGGUGGCACAGGCUUGAGCAGCAGCUGGUCCGGCCGGGAGUGGGCCCGGGCAGUUCCCCUGUACCCUCUCUACCCCGUGAUGCUCCACACACUGGAAGAAAAACAAAACUUUACCCUGCUCUUAGUCUCAGAACAGAAAAAGCUGCUGGCUCCUGAGGCCGGGUGUGCCUGGCCCCACAGCAGAAGGGAUCAACCAUCGCAUUGACUGUUUUCCCCAAACCUUAAACUUUCCGUAGCAUUUGGAGAAAAGGGACCCAGCCCCUCGCCACAGGGUGCAGCUGAGGGGUCAGUGCAGAGACGAGGUGAUGGUGGCUCUUAGACCUGACCCGAUGCUGGCCCCAGGAGCAUCGUGGCCACACCGGUCCCCCCCUGCCCGCCACAGCAGAGCGUGGGGAGGGGGCCCCGGGGAUGCCAGCCCCCAGCCAGGGCUCAGACUUAACGCUUUCCCCAGCACUUCAGAAGCCUGCUUGGUUUGUCCACUGCAUCCUCCCAUACUUGGAAUUUAUGUAAAUAUUUAUUUUUGUGUGAAUACCAUGAAGUAACAAACCUUUGACAAAAUCUGUAACCGCAGCCAUUUGUGAAAGUCUUACCGUUCAGGCAGGAGAGGCAGAGACAAUCGCUGUCCCGGGAUUCUCCCUCUCCGUGGCCUCCCACCCACGCCGGUGCCUCCCUCCUCGGCAGAGGCAGAGGAACCUUUAGCCAUAAGUUUGCCAUCAGUUUGUACUGAAACAGAGGUAACCCGGGGGCACAUGGACAGACCACCAACAACCACAGUUGGGUUAAGUUUUAUUUAUCCAAGUCAUUCCUGAUCACCUCUGAACCUGUCUCGGCACAUGUGGAAGUUCAGGAGCUCUCACACGUGGUCAAAACUGCUGUAGAGGACACCGAGGCCAUGUCGUGAAGGAGGGUGCCCAACACCACCCUGUCCCAGCACCUGAUGUUCAUAACCUGCAGCUGAAUGGUACAGACUCAGAUUCCCAAAGCCCUGGUGACAGCCACAUCUGGGACAAGUUGUAAAACAAACGGGAUUGACUCCGAAUUUCUGUCAGGGAUCUUUUUAUUUUUCUUUCCCCUUAUUUUUUUUCUUUUUUUUUCUUUUUUUUUUCUUUUUUUUUUUUGGUGAGCCACAGCGUUCUGGUUCCUUUGGCAUGAGCUCCAUGAGCAUCUCCAUGCUCUGCAGCUGCUCCGUGCUCCACCGUGGCUCCCUGUGCUCCAGGACUGUUCACAGCCACAUUCCUGCGCUCUCACUGGGCAGGACGGGGUCAGGAAUUGCUAGUCCAGGUUCUCAACAAGAAGGAACAAGCAGGAGCAGAAUACACCGGCUUUCCAGAUAUCUGAGAGGUGGAAGGAGUAUGCUGGGUUAGCAAAUGGUCUGGAUGGUCUUGGGUUUGGUUGAGAAAAGCGGAUCACUGGUCGAAAAAAUGAGAUUUUUUUUUUUAAAUUUUAUUUUAUUUCAACACACCCAUCCUGCCCUGGAUGUGCAGUUCCCAUGAUGCUGUUUCUCUAUGGGAGAGCGUUCCCGGGGUUGUGAGCAGAUGUAACUCGUACCUCCCCGAUCCCAAGGGCCACUUCCCUCCCGGAGCGGCCGUCGGAUUUAGUACCAGUUCAUGGAAAAAAAAAAAAAAUGCUGCUUUGAACUCAGAGGGUUAAUAUACUUUUGAUUUGUAAUUUUUUGUAAAACUUUUUACAAGGUAGCAUAGUAUUUCACCAGACACCAACUACAAUCCGUCCAUGGUCUGAUUUUUAUAUAAUUUAGUGGUGCUUUAGAAACUUUUGUUCGGUUGUUUCGGAGCUGCACAGCUCAGUUCUUCGCCUGUAUCUACCUAAGACCAAUGUGAACCUUUGUAUUUUUGCUCCUAAUUUUGGACUCAGUGAAAGUGUACUGUUUACAUGUACAGAACUCCCGACCCCGUGUGUUCUGCCAGACCUGCUGUUGAAGAGGAAGCUGCCCCUCACCCAGUUCGUCUGCUUAUCCCAGCCACAGCCUCACCCACCCAGCGCCACGCGCCCGCCCAGGGACACCCACCAAACCCACGCGCCCUUUCAGCAGUUCUGGGUUUUGCACAAGCUCUUGUAUUUUAUUUUCCCCCGGUAGUUUUACGGAUCGGCUGCAGUUCCAGUCGGGAGCUGAUCCGCGGCUCUGAAGCACCAGAUCUGGGCAGUGCUGCUGCCUCCCCAUCCUCCUCCUCCUCCUCCCACACGGGCGGUGCUGCCCGUAGGGUGCAGCUGAUGCAGGGGAGCAGGGGGAGAACACUCCUGAGCAGAAUUGGGAAUUUUAGGGAAGGGGGUGAGCUCGCCCGAGCCGGCUCUGGCUUGGCGCGGAGGUGGGAGCGCGGUCCCGCGGGAGGCUCCCAGCGAGGCAGAAGAGGCUCUUUGGGAAGCUGCUGCUUUCCCGAGGGCUCGGAUAGAAAGCGUAUGGCACUUAAUCCAGCUUCUAAGGUGACACUUUAUUGCUUAAUCAAUUGAUUCCUUUGGAAAUGAUAUUUUUGCAGAUAGGCACCUAUGCAACUUCAUGUGGCUCUUAAGCAGAUGAGCACUUCCUCCUCAACGAGCUUGAUAAGAGUUAUUUGUGUUAUAUACUGUGGAUUUUUCCAGUAAAUGUGGCUUAAUAUUUUAAUUCUUAGAAUGUGUGUCUAUUAUAUAUGUGAUGCAACUUAAUUCUGUUCUGUUUGUGGAAUGAUUAGCACAGGCCAACUCCCUGUCCCCUCACUUAACAAAGACCAAUGAGCUGUUAAUCGAGCUGUUAUCUCCAUGGUAUUACUUGCUAAAUGCACUGAUUUCAUAAGUAUGUGGAAUCCUUUUUUUUUUUUCUUUUGAAUCUGUAUAUCAUAUAUAAGACUGAAUCUACUUAAUAAACACUGUAUAACAAAAAGGGCUUUCUCCUCCACUGUCGAGCCCCGCUGGCUGCCCCUCGCCCCAGGCCCUGUGCGAGAGGUUGGUGCCAUCAGUCACCAGAGCGGGAUCUAAAUUUAGGUGUUAAAAAGAAGAAAAAAAAAAAAAAACCAAACCAAACCAUCUCUCAUUCCUGUUGACAUAAGCUGUGCUUUCCAUUCCGUAACAGACAGCGUGGGUACCAGAGAGAGCAGUGGCAGCACUCACAAAGGGGGCAAGGCACCAGUUUUAUGCUUAACUUAUAUUUUGACAAAAUUAAUUUUGUGAAGUGUCUGGUUUUUGUGAGAAAAAAAAUAAGAAAAAAGAAGAAAAAAAGUUUUCAUUGAAGUUUGUGCGAAGUUCUCCCUCAUGGAAAAUACUGAUUUUUCGUUAUCAGCUUUAUUCACUAAGUAUAAUAAACCUUUGCAUCCAUAAA